Danio rerio (zebrafish) is the source of this 1729-nucleotide messenger RNA. The record is from RefSeq and is a predicted model, not a curated record. Lineage: Eukaryota; Metazoa; Chordata; Actinopteri; Cypriniformes; Danionidae.
ACUACAUAAAAAUGAAAGUGAAAGCAUUCACUAACUCAUGAUUCAGCAUUUAAACAUCAAGCAGCAGCCCAAACCUCUCUCUGCGUCUCAAGAUACAACUAGCUGAACAAUGGAUAAGUUCAUAGGAGAUUUUCAGAGACGUCUUCAUAAGGAAGUAUAUGGCCUGAGGGAGGUGUCUAUCCUUGACCAUUGUGGUUUCAUACUGUAUUUCUGCCUCAUUACUUCUCGUGCUGGAACUGACAUUGAUGCUGCAAUCAGAAAUCUUAUGCUUGUGCAAGCUGACAAACAAGUCAUCAUUGCUGUGCUUUAUCCUACAAUUGACCCUGAGAAAACCAUACCAGACAGCAACAAUGCUAUAAAGAAAGAGAACACAUAUCUAGUCGACUUUCUUUUCAACGAGGAUGAAGGGUUCAUGAAUUGUCAGAAGAAUAAAGAUGCAAUCAAUAAACUUGCAAGGUACAUCAAGUCCAUGAAUCUGACUUCAUAUUACUUGCAAAAUUAUGGAAUUCCACGUACAUACUUAUACCAGAAUAGAGAUUUUCCUGUAACCAUCGGAGGACACCGAAUCCGAAAAAAAUGUUUUUUUUAUUUUGGUGUUUUUCUCAUUCUCAUCAUUUGCUUAAUUUAUCUUCUGGUAAUUCAAGGGUAUCAUGGUAAAACUAACUAUCUAAAUAAAGACAGAAAUGACACUGUAAAACAUGAUUACAGUUUCUGAACUGAUGAUGAAAAAAAGAAAAAAAAGACAGCUGUGCUGAUGCCAGAAGACCAUAAGUAUAGGAGCAAUUUGUAAGCUUUUACACGUGUAAAUUUAAUUAACAAACUACCGAAAUUUACUCAUAACAACUUGUUAAAGCACUAAUAUAUGAAAGUCACAUAAUAAACCCAAAGCUAAUUGCAAUUUUAGAAGUGAAUUUCAGUAAUUGUCACUAAGCUUCAUAUAACACACUGCAUGAAGAUAAUUGAACUGUGAAUGUACAGGUAAGUGUGUAUUAGAGAUACAUUACAAUAUACACAAAGUUCACACGCAAUAUUUAAGAUUUGCAUGUAGUUUGUAACUAUUUUGUUUGCAGGAAUAUAUAUGCUGUGCUGUUUACCCCAGAUAUGAUCACAUUCUUUAGCAUUUGUACAACUCCUUAUUUAGAUCUUUAAGUUUGUAAAAUGAAUUCCAUUGCUAAAAACACUUAUACCAAACUGGAUUAGCUUUAGUGAUUACAUUAUGUGAGUUAUGGUGAAGAGAUAUUAUUCAUUCUGUUAUGUUUUUAACUAUUACUAUGAAUGAUGACAAAAUGCUUUUUGAGAAACUUGUGCUUUAUGCUAAUUGCUUUGCUCAGCCCUUUACAGUUUUGAUUUGUUACAGUAUGUUUGUUAUAGUCAAAGAAAAAAAGAGUUUAUAUACCAAAAGAUCUUGUCUGGCAAGAGUCAUUUAAUGAAUGCUCUAAUAAAAGAUUACAUGUUCGCAGUGCAGCAUGCAAAUGGUCAUUAAUUGUCAUUUUAAAUUUUUACACUUUGCUGUUAUCUUUAAAGCCACAAAGUUUUACCCAUUUAUCAGUAAGACAAUUUCUAGCAUUUAAAAUCUUAUACAAUAUAUAAUGAGCACUUAUUGUUUUAUGUUAACUAUUGCAUGUCAUAAGUGUGUUGUAUCAAUUUUAAAUAAAUAUGUUAUGCUGAAUGCCAAGUGGAUGUUUAAUAUUCUUUCUAUGCAAAUAAAAAUCUCUCUUUGUAAACUGAA